This is a messenger RNA of Hyalella azteca, 874 nucleotides long. RefSeq lists its product as uncharacterized. The transcript has 3 exons. The record is from RefSeq and is a predicted model, not a curated record. Bases 12 to 632 code for a protein of 206 amino acids. NCBI's taxonomy places the organism in Eukaryota, Metazoa, Arthropoda, Malacostraca, Amphipoda, Hyalellidae.
AAGGUCGUUCUAUGAUAAUUUUCCAUUCUGAGCUUUUAAACGAAAGUAUUCAUAAAGUACAAACAAUGCUACAAAUGUUUUUUGUGGCUGUGGUGCUAAGCGUUCACCUCAGCGUGGCGGCAGACGCUGUCGGGAAGGUGGCACCUCAAGGCGAGGCUUUCAGCUCCGGAGGUGAAAAUGCCGAUGAAAAAAUUGCUGAUACCGACGAAAAAGCGCGGGUGAAGCCUAGAAGCCCGGAUGAGAGUGAUCCAGAAAACAUGGAACGCAGUGCAAAACAAUUUGCGUUCUACACAUCGAGCACCCAAGCCAUAAUAGCCACUUCCACGGUGUACAUGCUGUCAACGUGCUUCUCAACAACAAAUGAGACCUCCUGUUCGGGGAGGCGCAAAAGAAAUGUUUUUAGUGAUAAAAUGAACCCGUUCUUCAUUAACGAUGAAGGCAACAUGCUCAGUAGCAGUUUGAACGAUCCAGACUUCGAGGUAAACUCUGACGCUAGCAAACGUCAGCUUUUCACGAUUUGGAGCACGUUAUUUUCGACGUACACGGUCGUCACGACCUCGUAUUAUUCCGGGACCACCGUCACCGUGUCCGCUCUAUGCAACCCGGGCUUCGCUGCCUCCUGCUUCGGUUAACGAUAAAUAUGGUGACCUGUCAUAAGGGACACUCAACCAUUCAAUGGCCACGUGUCAGCUAAUCACAUUGGAUUAUCUGGAACUAGUACAUAUAUUGAAAAUUUAUUAUGGGAAAUUUCAUUCCAGUACACAAUCCUUCAAUAAUUGUUAUAUUUUUGGGCAUAUUUCUACCAAAUCGGUUUAUUCACGAUGGCAACGAAUAAAACAAAUGAUGCUAAGUUCUAAUAUUUUCUUUCAAGAAA